Myripristis murdjan (pinecone soldierfish) is the source of this 1209-nucleotide messenger RNA. It is a transcript of the gene olfml3a, whose product is annotated as olfactomedin-like 3a. The transcript has 3 exons. The record is from RefSeq and is a predicted model, not a curated record. Bases 1 to 1209 code for a protein of 402 amino acids. Gene Ontology annotation, molecular function: protein binding. NCBI's taxonomy places the organism in Eukaryota, Metazoa, Chordata, Actinopteri, Holocentriformes, Holocentridae. Gene Ontology annotation, biological process: signal transduction.
AUGAAGCCGCUCUUAGUCUUCCUUGUUUCUACGGCCUGGGCUUUCACCAGGGGCCAGUAUUACUACCAGGAGCUGAUGAAUUAUCUGGAGAACAGAAUGCUUGCUAUUGAGGAUCGCAUGGAGCUUUGGAAUGAACAGACCCACCGCUACCACUCGGAGCUAAAGGAAUUCAAAAAGCUAACCGCUGAAACCAUGAAUGCACUGGGAAAGGAUCACAGCUUGCUGCUCAAAGACUUGGAAGGCGCUGCGGCCCGGGUGGACCAUGUGGAGCGGGAGAUGGACUACCUUGAAACCCAGACAGCUCCUCGGGCCUGUGCGAAUAAGGCAGACAAGGUGCUGGAGCAGGGAGCCUGGAGCGUGGAAGAGAGCAGAACAGAUGAAGAGGAGGAAGAGGAUUGGGAGGAGGUGCGCGCCAGAGUCUCUGACUGUGUGGACAUUCUCUCCAGCAUCAGAUCAGUGAAGAUCCUGAAGAGAGUGGGCAGUCCCAAGGGCAUGUGGAUCAGGGACCCCAGGUCUUCCAAGGUGUAUGUCUUCAACGGGACAAGGGGACACAGCAUCUACCAGUUCAGCUCGGUCCUGGACUUUUCCAGCUCUCCUGGCGUCAACCACAGCAGGCAGAUCCAGCUGCCCUCUGUGUGGAUGGGGCCUGGCAGCACUGUUUAUAACGGCUAUCUGUACUACAUUCAGCAGGAGGCUGGUACCGAGGUCCAGGUGGUUAAAUAUGACCUGCUGAGCGGUUCAGUGACAGACACUGCCAUGUUCCCGGUGGAAAGUCACGCUCCUGUUUACACGCUCAACCCAGAAACCACUGCAGACCUUGCAGCAGAUGACGAGGGCCUCUGGCUUUUGUAUGCCAACAGUGACAGCGAACCAAACAUCAAUCUAGCCAAGAUGGACCCUGCCACCCUCGAUAUAGAAGAAAUGUGGGACACCCGUUGCCCACGGGAGAACGCCGAAGCAGCUUUCAUUGUCUGUGGGACUGUCUAUGUGGUUUACAACACCCGCCUGGCCAGCCGCUCCCGUGUCCAGUGUGUGUUUGACGUCAAUGACAUGGUGCUCAGUGAGGAGGCUCCCCUGCUUUACUUCCCCAGGAGGUACGGAGCCCACGCCAGCCUCAAGUACAGCCCUGAGGAGAAACAGCUCUAUGCAUGGGACGACGGCUACCAGAUUCUCUACAGACUAACCAUGAAGAGGAAACUCUUGGUGUGA